Molecule: messenger RNA, 699 nt
Organism: Bipolaris maydis ATCC 48331
Lineage: Eukaryota; Fungi; Ascomycota; Dothideomycetes; Pleosporales; Pleosporaceae
Source: RefSeq, a predicted model, not a curated record
GCGCUGGGCUGUUGGCAUACUCUGGUUUACUCUCUCAGUCGUAACACCGGUUCUGUGCGAUCUCGAUCGUAUACAUUUUGAAUUCAAGACACUCUCGAAGCAGCAAAUAAAGAAAAGAUGACUAGCACACCGAUUCAUUCCACUGGACGUGGAGGCGCUGGCAACAUCGGCCAAGACGAUACUGUCUAUACCGACGGAGGCCUCGUUCGCGAAGGCAUUCAAGGCGAAUCUGUCGAAGGCGAAUUCUCAACUGGCCGCGGUGGAGCUGGAAACAUGGGCAAGUCGCCUCGUGUUGGCCCGCAGUCUGACGAAGGUCGCCCAGUCGACCUGGUACCCGAGAUCAACCAGCGCAACCCACAGGAAGAGUUUCACACUGGAAGAGGCGGCGCUGGCAACGUCUACAAGGAGAAGCACGGUGGUCACUCUCAGUCCCCAGACCGCCAGGGCUUCGGCGACAAGCUAAAGCAUGCGCUUCACCUUGACAAGAAGAAGGAGCAUGAGCACUCUCCUCUGGCGCAAAAUGAGACGACCAAGUAGUUGCGAUAUACCCGGUUGCGCAAUCUUGGUGGAGGAAAUCAUAAUGUAGUGAGCGUUUGGACGUCAAUGAUACCACGAGUCGUAGUCUCCUUGUGCGAGGCGACCUUGUAUUUGCUUGAGUAAUAUGUUUAGGUUGAAUAAACGAACCCACUCUUUGAAUGU